AUGAUGGCCUCGCCGCGAUUGCCCCUAGAGCUCUUCGCCCUUGUAGUGGAGAAUCUCUCUUAUCGCGACUGUCUGCAUAACUGCGCCCUGGCCGCGUCCGUCUUCCUGCACCCCUGCCAAAAGCGGCUGUAUGACCAGCUGUCGCUAACUACGUCGAUCGACGACGGCGCGGUCCUCCCGGUGAAGGAGGCAUUGCGCUCGCUGCGCCCAGUACACACGUAUGCCGAUGCAGCCCGCCACUUCGCCGCCGCGCCGCACCUCGCGGGCUACGUGGCGACGGUCUACCUGGCCAUGUCCGCGCUCGAGUCAGAGUCUGGAGACGCAAUCGAGACGGCGGAGAUGGUUUCGGCGCUCUUGGCGGGGCUGACGGGCGUGAGGCGGUGCUGUCUGUUGGCGCUGCGGGAAGAGGCGGUUGUGUGGGCCACGGUGGCAGGCGGGAUGCGGGAUGCGCUGCUGGGGUGGCUCCUGGCUCAGGGGACGCUGGAGAAGAUCAUGGUGUCCGGUAUCUGGGGGCUCCCCCGGGCUGCGCUGCACGUGCUGCUCGGCGCCAGCCCGUCGCUCCACAUCCUCCAAGGCGACGUCGAUCACGCGGACGGCCCGAGUACGGAGGAGGCCGAGUGGAUGCGGCGUGUGGACGCAACGGAUACGCGCGUUAUGCUGCUGGAGCUGUCUGUAGCGACAAGUCCAACGAUCAACCGUGUAUUGCAACAGCCCGAGUUCGCACAGUAUCUCAACCACCUUGAAGUCCUGGACACGACUAUUGAUGCGACGCCGCUGAGCACCGUCUGCUUUGCGUCUGCGGCAACACUCGACACGCUCAAGCUUGACUGCAUCCAGACCACGCACGAUCACCUGGUCCGGUUUCCACCCUCCCUCCCGCAGCUUCUGAACCUCCGGUUCACAGUCGGGCUGCACCACCUCGCCGGCGACGACGACAGUCCACUUAGCGACUUGCGCUUCCUCCCACAGCUGCUCCGCACCCUCGGCGAGGACACAUCCUGCCCCAAACUGCGCACCAUCACCUUUAUCGUCCUGCUUCCGCGCUUCAUGAUGCCGCUCUCAGAACAAAUGCUGCGCCAAUUGGACGAGGCACUUCACGCGCUCAGAUCCUUGGCGCUCGCUCGCUGGUUGCUGGUGGCCUCGGAGCUGCGACAGAGCGACUACUCAAUGGACGCGUUCCGGGAAGGCAUGCUGCGGGGCCUGCCGACGAUGGUAGCGGCGGUAGAUUUCAAUUCGAUUGUUGCUUUAUCGUUCACCUGCGGACAGAGCAUCUCUCUCCAGUGCCCAACCAUGAUUGCCAAUUCGAACGACAACUCAACUGAGUCAACUCGACCUUACUGCAUCCCUCUCAGCAUCCUAAAUCCACUUGCGCUUGCUUUCGUCGCGCUUCGCGAUGCGCUUGUUGACAUCGGGGUGUCAUGCACCAUUGGGGAUACUCUCUUUGAUUCUCUCUUUCCUCCUGCUGCAGUUCUCGAGCUCCGGUAA
Mycena indigotica is the source of this 1485-nucleotide messenger RNA. RefSeq lists its product as uncharacterized. The transcript has 3 exons. Lineage: Eukaryota; Fungi; Basidiomycota; Agaricomycetes; Agaricales; Mycenaceae. The record is from RefSeq and is a predicted model, not a curated record. Bases 1 to 1485 code for a protein of 494 amino acids.